Molecule: messenger RNA, 4011 nt
Organism: Prorocentrum cordatum
Lineage: Eukaryota; Dinophyceae; Prorocentrales; Prorocentraceae
Source: the annotation of a GenBank genome assembly
AGCUCUUCGGUUCGAAGCCAUUCUCCCAGCAUUUCCGAUCAGCUCGGACGUCUCCACGCUGAGCUCAAGAGGCCAGCCAUCAGUCUAGCAAUGUCUAGCAUGAGCUCCCAAGGGCCAGCGAUUGGCCCGAUUGUUCCUCGAGAAGACGGUGUGCCGGCCGAGUCUGGUGGUGCUGCUGGGCCGGACGCGGUGACCGCCAUUGGGUCACAGAAUGCCAGAGCCUUUACCGAAGCAAAGCCAGCACUGACGAGGUCUCGCAGCGUGAACGUGGACGACAUAGAGCCCACCCGCUUCGAGACCUUCAUCGUGCAGAGGCCCUGCUGCGCCUGCUGCAGCUUCCUCGCGGCGGCGCUCUUUUUCUCAAUGAUGGCGGGCGCAAUGUUCCAGAGCAAGGUGGUGGUGUUGGCCACCGAGGACCAGUGGGACGUCGUUGGAGACCCAGUCGUGAUGCAGUUCAGCGCGCUGCAGCAGGGCAAGGACCAGUCCCCCUCCGCCUCGAUCCGGCAGGGCGCGGUCGCCGAGCGUAGCGUGUCCCUCUCGAGCAUCACCAUUAUCUACGAGGUCAACGAUGGGAACAUCAUGAGCGACCUGAACUUGGAUAAAAUCCGUAAGGUGGAGAGCGUCAUCGUGGGCGACGCGAAGUAUCAAGAGCACUGCUUGCUUACCUACGCUUUCAACGGCACCGAGGGCAGGUGCCGCUCGCCCAACACCCCGCUGAAGCUGGCGGCUCGCGCCGCCGCCACUCACGAGCUGCAGACUGAGCAGGGCUUCGGGCCCUGCGGUGCCACCCCCUUCUGGCAGGACGCGGCAGACACGUGCGGCACAAACUCCUGGUAUGGCCACGCGCCAUGCACAUCGGCGGUCUUCGACCCGGUCUCGGACGAGGCCCCUCUCGACGCGGACCGUGUGUCGCACCUGCGCUGCGUGUGCUGUGCGAGCAGGCCAGAGGACGGUGGCUGCGCCGACCUCCCCGGCACCUGCCUCAACAGCGACGAGAGUGCGCAGCUGCCGUGCACGGCGAGCGCGCAGGAGCUUAACGCAGAGCAGGCGAAAUUCUCCUUCGGUGCCGACCUCUCCUGUUCGGACGGCUCGUCGAAGAGGGCCAGGUCGAUGUACAGCUUCGGGUUCCCUCUUCAGGGUUAUUCCAACACCGACAGCGAUGAGGACAACGACAAGAUGAAGGAGUUGCUGGAGCAGUGGACCACGGGAGACCUCUACCGUGCACUAGCCGAGGCGAAGAACGAGGUGUCGGAUGGCAAUUUCAACGUGUAUUUUAGCGGGGCAGGCACGGACUCGGUAUUCUUCAUGUCGUCGUUGCAAGGGGACCUCUUCUUCGCCAUCGGCUCCUUCGCGGUGGUCUUCCUGUGGCUGUGGUUCGGGACCACCUCGGCCUUUCUAGCCUCCGUGGGUAUGACCGAGAUCAUCUUGUCCAUCCCCCUGGCCAUAUUCAUGUGGGGCGUCAUGCAGAGCAAGUUCCUGACAUUCUUUACCCUGUGUAUCCUCUUCCUGAUUCUUGGGAUCGGGGCUGACGACAUCUUCGUUUUGUGGGACGCGUACCAACAAGCUGACGCACACUUCGAGAACAGGAGUGACGGCACACCAGAGAGGAAGUUCGCGUAUGCUCUUCGCCGUGCUCGUGGCGCGAUGACUGUCACAUCGGCCACAACCUUCUUCAGCAUGCUGGCCGCAGGCAUAACGCCGAUACCAUCCAUCUCGUCUUUCGGCAUCUUUGGCGCCUUCGUGGUCGCCUUCGACUUCCUCCUGGUCAUCACGCUCUUUGCCUCGGCCAUGGUGGUCUUCCAGACUCACUUCAAGAGCUGGUCUGGCCCGUGCACGCUGAUCAACCGGGGAUGUGGGAAGUGCACCAGGGAUGCGGGAGGCGAGGGCGAGGGCGAGAAGCUUCGGCCCCCCGAGAGGUUCUUCAGGGAGAGAUGGACCCCGCUGGUGCAGAGAUUCAAAUUGCCCAUCGCUCUCUUCUGGCUCGUGCUCUUCGUCGCAGCCGUGUGCGUGGUCGGUGCCAAGCUCCGCCUGACCACGGAGGGGCCUCAGUUCUUCAACGACGAGUACGGUUCCCGAUGGUUCGAGGUGUUCGCCGAGAGGGAUGGCUUCGUCAGCAGCUCCGAUACCCCCAAGGUCCAAGUGCAUGUCGUGCUGGGCAUGGACAGGGACAAUGCUGUCGAUCGCACGGGGACGAACGCACGGGACCCGGAGGACCUGGGCACUCCAAACCUGGACCCCAGCAGCAUCCGGCAGCUGAGCACCCCGGACGGCCAGCUGGCCCUGUGGGGCCUCUGCGAGGACGCCCGCUCCGGGCUCUGCGACCGGGUCGACAGGGACGAGAACUGCAGCUCGGAGCUGAGGCCGCACCCCCUGCUGGGCGCGGCGGACUCGGGCCCGCGGGUCAGGGUGGAGCCGACCGGGUGCCAGACGGGCGCGGUCUGCUUCAUCGACUGGGUCCGCGACUACAGGAUGGAGGCCGAGGGCAGGACCGCGGAGGACUGGCACGAGCAGAGCCUGGCCGAGACGCUCAGCAGCAAGGCCUUCUCGCCUGGGGCAACGGACGAGGAGGCGGGCUUCCCGUGCGGUCAGUGCUGCGAGGUGCAGGGGUGGUACGUCUGCAAGAUUUAUGCUGUCCGCACUUCGUACGGCCUGCAGGACCUGAGCGCGUGGCUCGACAUGAGCAGGUAUUACCUCAGCGGCGGCGAGCUGCAGUGGGGCUACGUGAGCCUGAACAGCACCAUGCCCCCGGAAGCCCUGCCUCUGGACGUUGCCGAGGAUCACUACAGCGCCUGGUCGACCUUUGUGGACGGUCGUGUGGGUUCCUACGGCGCCUACCACACGUCGGCGAUCUGGCCUUUCAUGGUCUUGCAGGAAACUCUCAUGCGGAGCGUGGUGCAGUCUAUCGGUGUGUGUUUGAUCUUGGCGUGGGUCAUUCUUUGCCUUGCCACUUCGAAUUGGAUCAUGGCCACGCUCAGCCUGCUCUGCAUCAUCGCCAUCCUGAUCGUAUUCGCCGGCUGCCUGCCGAUCUUCGGUUUCUCUCUUGGCAUCUUCGAAUCCGUAGGUCUGAUCGUGGUUCUGGGCCUCAGUGUCGACUACACAGUCCACAUCGCCCACUCCUACAACGAGGCCCGCGUCGUGGGCUCCAGCGCGAGUCCCGCCGCCGAGCGCGCGCAGAGGGCCUCGCACGCCCUGACGGAGAUGGGCAUCAGCGUGCUCAGCGGUGCCAUCACCUCGCUGCUGGCCUCUCUCUUCCUGCUGCCCUCGAAGUUCAUGUUCUACCACGUCUUCGGCGUCUUUAUGCUGACCGCCGUCGUCGUCAGCUCGCUCGUCUCGCUGACGCUGCUGCCCGCCUUGCUCAUGCUGUUCGGCCCGGCAGGGUCGGCCGGGGACCUUCCCUGGGUACAGCAGGCCUUUGGCUGGGUGUCUUUUCGGGUGGGGCGCUGUUGCCGCACGAGGGCCGCUGCCAGCGCCGCCGUAGCUGCGAAGUGACGGUGCAGGCUCGCACCAUGAGGCCCUGGUCAGGCCCGCUGGUGGCAAUGUCGCAGCCGACGCCGCAGCCGCCUUCUCCGAUCCAUAGCACAGCGGCACUCUUUCUGGACGAGCCCAUCGCCAUUCGUGUUUGCAAGUCGCAAGCGGUACAGCGCACAAGGCCGAGUCUGGUGGGCGAGGAGACGCAGUCCAAGAGGCGAUGCAACUUCCUCUCCAGCUCUCCGCUGUGCCAGCUGCUUCUUGGUUAUUACUUUUACCACGUUCUUUCGUUUAACCGAUUGGUCGUGUAGUAAUUCUUGACAGCAUCCACAAGCUGUUGUUGUCAGCAGAGCAUCGCGAAGCUCCUGUGCGCGAUCCUCGCUCACAGUUUCCUGCGACACCGCACGUAGCAAGCCGCCGCCGCCGCAUGCAAACCGCCUUCUCAUUGCACGGCGAACAACGAAUCUUUGGGAAAGAAGCUCUUCCGGAGCCGCUCUUCGAAGUCGCGGCCACAGCUGCAGCCGGGGCGCCGAAACGUGGGCC